Messenger RNA from Annulohypoxylon truncatum, 1365 nucleotides. RefSeq lists its product as uncharacterized. NCBI's taxonomy places the organism in Eukaryota, Fungi, Ascomycota, Sordariomycetes, Xylariales, Hypoxylaceae. The record is from RefSeq and is a predicted model, not a curated record. The coding region runs from base 719 to 1066 and encodes 115 amino acids. The transcript has a single exon.
CGCUAAGACAUGCCCGACAUUUCGAGUUCGCAGAUUGAGGACGCUUGGGGAGACCCCACGUGCCACAGCUCUAGCCAUGGUAUCUCGACUGUUGGUAACAUCACUCGUGCAGCUUGUGACACACGAUGACGAUGCGGGGACAACGACGGGCCGUCCGGCUCCAUAAUAGCCACCCCGGGACCGAACGGAAAACGUGCCGACCGACGCCUACAACUCCUAUUGUAAUUUCAAUCCACAAUUUGCCCUCGCCAUCCUCGCCCGCCGUGCUAUUCGUCCUUCUGACGGGGCGCAGAUAGUCGAGGUCAUCAACUACCGCGAGGUUUAUACCCCUUUUAAGACUCUGCUAACAUGAUAGUAUGUAUAUAUGUGUGUGCGUGUGUGGGUCUUGAUUAUUGGUGCUGUAUGGAAGAUGAUUGCGUUCAUCCUUCACUCUUUAGACGCCCGGGAUCAGCAGAGUGUUGGCUACGCGACGGCCUGCAAGCUUCUAUUCUUGCCAACGCCCCUUAGCUUAAUGCAUCCAGUAUAUGACCUUUUCUCAAAUAGCCUGGUUCUUCCUUCCAGAUCAGAGGAUCGGCGGGAUCAGACAUGAGUUCACCACCAAAUACUUCGUCUGGGCUCAUGUUUUCACCUUCCUCGUCCAAGUUGUCUAUGUAAUGGCUUCUCCGAGUACAAGGCCGAAUAUUGUCAAGGUUGGUCUCGAUAUUAGUACUUAGUUGGAAUGGGCCUGCAACAACUCUCCAUCAUACUAUCUCUGAGCCUUAUGGUUAUCUUCAACCGGCGCGCGAAGGCGAGCCCACCUGAAGAGAAUGUAAGAAACGAAGAGAAGAGGCUAAGUUGUCAACCACUUCCGAUUGUCGUCUAUGUCGUUCUAGCCUUCAGCGCGGUAAGUAUACCAGAUAACCCAUCCUUGUUCUUUGUAAAUCCUAGGUUUGAAAUAUGUACCAUGUUGCGGAAUUCGCAUGUGAGAUCACGUCCUCAAAUCUCAGAGAUUCCAUUCCACGAGUAUUCUUACAACCUUCUUGACCGCCUCCCUAUGAUGCUAACUCUUUUGAUCCUCGUUAUCUAGGACAGACUCUCGUGGGACCCGUCAACGAGCUUCCUUGGAAGUCUAGAGAGGAAAAGAAGAAGGAAAGCCAAGGACGAAAGGUGGCUAAGAAACAAGCAAAGUUUGAGAAAAGAGGCCGAGAAGCAGCCAAGAUGCAAGACUUACGCGUCACAUCGAGAAAGCUGUCGAGCUAAACAGAUAUCACGAUAAUAGAGAUGAUAUAGAUGAUAGACAGCUUGGCCAGCUAAUGUAACUCAAUGAUAAACGCCAAUUAGCAAACAAAUUACAAUGAAGAUGGGAAAGUUCAAGAUUUACCUGAG